CUCCUCCUUUUCCUCUCCGGUCCUCUCUGCAGUCCGCAGUGAAGCCAGCGGCGGCAGUCACAGCAGCGCACUGCGUCUCCAAACACCGCUCCUCCCUGCGAUCUCCCCGGCAGGUGGAAAGCAUCUCACACGGGAUCGCGACAAUGGCUUUCAUCUUUGUCUUGACCUUCCUGGCCCUGGUGGUCUCAGCUGAAGGUAGUGUUGGACGGAGUAGCAACACCAGCUUCUGCACAGAGUCAAAGGAGUGUCUGGAAUAUGAGCUGGUCUGCAAAACAGAUGAGUAUGAAGUGCGACACUACAGUCCGACUCGCUGGCUGUCAACAGAUGCCGAAGCCUAUUUCAUGGGAGUGGGAGCAGCCAUGGCUUUCAGGAGACUUUUCCAGUACAUCACAGGAGCCAAUGAAGCAGGCGUCCAGAUGGAGAUGACCGCCCCCGUCCUGGUCAAGAUCCCGGAGGAGACCAAGAUGUGGGAGCCGGCUAUCUACACGCUCAACUUCCCGCUGCCUGCAGCCUAUCAGGACAAGCCGCCUGCACCCACCAAUGACAAGCUGUAUUUCACCGAGAUGCCGGAGAUGGACGUGUACGUGAGGAGCUACGGAGGCUGGAUGCUGUCGGUGACCUCCAGGCUUCACGCCCACCUGCUGACCAAAGAGCUGGAGAGAGUCCGAGCGCCCUACAAUCACAGCUAUCACUACGGAGUCGGCUAUGACAGUCCUUUGAAGCUGUUGAACAGGCACAAUGAGGUGUGGUACGUAGCCGAGGGCGAGCCGGUUUGCACUGAUCCACAGGAGCCGACCCCUGCACACACUCCCAGGCCGACUCCGACCGACUCACCCACAGACGCCCCGUCCGACCCCCUCCCUCACACACUCUCUGACUCACCCUCACUCGCCCCCUCAAACCAGUCCUCAAACACAACGUCCAACUCCUCUUCACAAAUGCUCGCUGACUCGCCCGCCCUCCCGCCAUCUAACCCUCCGCCCAGUCCUUCAUCCGACCUGCCCGCUGAGGCCGCCUUCAGCCAUCCCCCGACCUCCGCCCAGGCCCCUCUGGACUCGACCACCAACUCCUCCGACCCCGCCUCCGUGAGCCCGUCGUUGGAGCCGCAGGCCGACGCCGCCCAGUGGAACAGCACAGCCCAGAGCUCUGUGGACACAGCGGCCAACGGCAGCCCCAAGGUGGAGCCAGACGGCGCUCAUUAGCAGCAGCCAGAUGUGAUUUCAGCAGCUAAUCCAAGUAUAUUAACAUGGAGUCUAAAUAGAAGGCAAACACUGGAGGAGGUGUGACGGAAAGAUGGGUGAGUGUGUGACAUAGAUGGACACGCUGUUCUCUUCCUCCUUAUCUCUCUAUUCCUGUGUAUUACACCUCCUUGUGGCACUUAGUGGUUAAAUAUAUGUUCUAUCACAGCUUUGCACCUGCAGCACCUCCUGUAUCGCCCAGUACACUCCUUCCCACGUCGUCCCUCUGAGGUUAUCAAACAGCUGCAUCAUAGAAUUAAGUAAAAUGUAUGUAUUAGUUAGACACUUAGUAUUCCAUGUUAUGUGUUGAUUCAUGAAGCUAGCAGGGCAGAAGUGGGCGUCCUUCACCGUCAGCUAACUAACUGAUGGGGCGUCAAUGGACAUCUGUGUGUAUUCGAUAAAUAAAAUGCCGGAAAUCACCACAGCAGGCCAUUAUAUCAGAGGACACUUGUCUUAAUGUGUUCUAGCCAUUCUUGUCAGUGGAGUUUAAAGCUGUAAUUAGUGAUUCCUGAGAGUUUCUGUCCAGUUAUAACUUCCUACGAGCUUCAUCAGUUACUUUCGUAUGUGUGGCAACAUAUUGGUGAAUCAUUAUAAAAUCAGUGUGCAUCUUCACUGGGAUCUUUGUCGCAGUCUUAAGCCUAACUAAUACUAAAAUUUACUAAAUAAUACCACAGAUAUUAUUAGCGUUAUUUCUACCAUGGAUAAAAACCUUUAUUACUAGUAUUUAUGCUCAAAAGUGCCUGCAAACUCUGGCCAUAUGCUUUGCAAAACUUGUUUUCUUCAUAUUUUAGUUUUUUUUUCUGGGUUUUGUUGUGGAUUUUUCUGGCCAGUUUAGUCAACCUUUGGAUAUUUACACAAAGAAUAUUAAUAGCAUACAGCAUGCCUCGUCUAGUCAGACCUUCCCUUAACUUCUUCAGGUAAAAGUUGAGCAAAAAAUAAAUAAAAGCAAUGAAUGUUUUAGGAUAAUCAAAUGAUGAAGUCAGACCCACACAAGCUGAUUCCAAUCUGAGGUGUUAAAAAAAUAAAUAAAGAAAAAUUUACAGAAACUGAUUUUUCGUUUCACUAACUUAGCCCAAAAUGUUUUGUGAGUUAAUUACAUGGCCUCACGUAAAACAUCAGUGGUGGAAUGUAACAAAGUACAUCUACUGAGGAACUGGACUUCACUGCAAAUUUAAUUUACUUGCACUUUCCUUAUUUGAUUUGUAUACUUUUCCCCUUUAAAAGAUCUCACCGGUAAAUGUUGUCUGUUUUUUUUAAAUUACAUUGUGUAAUAUGAUGCAUUGCUGUGCGCUAAACUGCGUUAAUGUAUUAAAAUGUACUUCACCUUAAACAUCUACAGCGGUUAAAUGCAGCAUACACAUGAAUACAGCAGUAAUAUUAGCCCAAAAAACAUCCUAUACAACGGUAAAACACUGACUGGAACUAUUUUUUGCAAGAUAAGUUCUUUCAACUUGAAUGCUUCACACACAUUUGUCUGAUAAUCCUUAAACUUUUACUCAUGUAAAGUUUUGAAUGUAGGUCUUUGUGGUGGAGCAUUUUCAUAGUUUGGUGUUAACACUUAGACUUAAGGUUCUGACUGCUUUCUUCCACCACAGUUCAGUGCUCACACAAGUACACAACAGCAAGAUCCAAAUACAUACACACGUGGACAAAAUUGUUGGUACCCCUCAGUUAAAGAAGGAAAAACCCACAAUUCUCACUGAAAUCACUUGAAACUCACAAAAGUAACAAUAAAUAAAAAUUUAUUGAAAAUUAAAUAAUCAAAAUCAGCCAUCACUUUUGAAUUGUUGAUUAACAUAAUUAUUUAAAAAAACAAACUAAUGAAACAGGCCUGGACAAAAAUGAUGGUACCCAUAACUUAAUAUUUUGUUGCACAACCUUUUGAGGCAAUCACUGCAAUUAAACGAUUUCUGUAUUUGUCAAUGAGCGUUCUGCAGCUGUCAACAGGUAUUUUGGCCCACUCCUCAUGAGCAAACAGCUCCAGUUGUCUCAGGUUUGAUGGGUGUCUUCUCCAAAUGGCAUGUUUCAGCUCCUUCCACAUAUGUUCAAUGGGAUUCAGAUCUGGGCUCAUAGAAGGCCACUUUAGAAAAGUCCAACGCUUUUCUCUCAGCCAUUCUUGGGUGUUUUUGGCUGUGUGUUUUGGAUCGUUGUCCUGUUGGAAGACCCAUGACCUGCGACUGAGACCAAGCUUUCUGACACUAGGCAGCACAUUUCUCUCCAGAAUGCCUUGAUAGUCUUCAGAUUUCAUCGUACCUUGCACACUUUCAAGACACCCUGUGCCAGAUGCAGCAAAGCAGCCCCAAAACAUUACUGAGCCUCCUCCAUGUUUCACCGUAGGGACAGUGUUCUUUUCUUCGUAUGCUUGGUUUUUGAGUCUAUGAACAUAGAGUUGAUGUGCCUUACCAAAAAGCUCCAGUUUGGUCUCAUCUGUCCAAAGGACAUUCUCCCAGAAGCUUUGUGGCUUGUCAACAUGCAUUUUUGCAAAUUCCAGUCUGGCUUUUUUAUGAGUUUUUUUCAGCAGUGGUGUCCUCCUUGGUCGUCUCCCAUGAAGUCCACUUUGGCUCAAACAACGACGAAUGGUGCGAUCUGACACUGAUGUACCUUGGCCUUGGAGUUCACCUUUAAUUUCUUUGGAGGUUGCUCUGGGCUCUUUGGAUACAAUUCCAACGAUCCGUCUCUUCAAUUUGUCAUCAAUUUUCCUCUUGCGGCCACGUCCAGGGAGGUUGGCUACUGUCCCGUGGGUCUUGAACUUCUGAAUAAUAUGAGCCACUGUUGUCACAGGAACUUCAAGCUGUUUAGAGAUGGUCUUAUAGCCUUUACCUUUAAGAUGUUUGUCUAUAAUUUUUUUUCGGAUGUCCUGGGACAAUUCUCUCCUUCGCUUUCUGUUGUCCAUGUUCAGUGUGGUACACACCUUUUCACCAAACAGCAGGGUGACUACUUGUCUCCCUUUAAAUAGGCAGACUGACUGAUUAUGAGUUUGGAAACACCUGUGAUGUCAAUUAAAUGACACACCUGAGUUAAUCAUGUCACUCUGGUCAAAUAGUUUUCAAUCUUUUAUAGAGGUACCAUCAUUUUUGUCCAGGCCUGUUUCAUUAGUUUGUUUUUUUUAAUAAUUAUGUUAAUCAACAAUUCAAAAGUAAUGGCUGUUUUUGAUUAUUUAAUUUUCAAUAAAUUUUUAUUUAUUGUUACUUUUGUGAGUUUCAAGUGAUUUCAGUGAGAAUUGUGGGUUUUUCCUUCUUUAACUGAGGGGUACCAACAAUUUUGUCCACGUGUGUAAGCACAGACUCACCUCCUCCCUCAGCACGCUUUACCAUUAAACCAGGUAUCGGCAUCUUUUCAAUUACUUUUCUGCGUGAACUUUCCCAGUCCUCGUUCUUUUGUGCGUCUCCACAAUAAUCUAAAUUUGCCUGUGGAGUUUUUGACCACAAUGUUGAGAUGAGCAGGUUUUUGCUUUCUUUGUAUCUGGUGUUUUACCAGAAGAUGUGCAGUCUAUAAAUAGGAUGAGGUCAGGGGUUACAUGAUGCAUGAUAUUUAAACUGAAUGCAGAAAGCAGUAAGAGCUGGUGGCAGUAAUGUGCUGCAGAAGGUAAAAUGUGCUAAAAAAGAAGAGGACAAACGCUACAAGUUUAUGUAAACGCCUCAGACAACAAAACCUUUCAAAAGGCUUACCUGGCGGUUUAAGGAGUAGGAAAUAGAUGCUUUCAGCCCUUAAGGAUGUUGGUUGUUUCUGUGUUUGUUACCAAAGGAAAUCUUACAGUACACCUUUACUCUGAUGGAGAAAAUAAGGCCCUAACUCCAUUCUGUCCUGUGAAAUUUGUCCUAAAACUUUCGUAUUUAUACCCAGAAACUCUGUCCACAACAAUUCUUCUUGGUCUUACUUUUUUGCAGCCACGCAGCAUUUUAAGUAAUUGUGGUAAGGCUGCACCAAAGAUCUCAAAAAAAUCAUGCCUGAUCAAACCAAUGCAAUAAGAGUUAUGUAUGUGAAUAAAUACCAUUCGCUGUCGAUGCAUCUCUGAGCUACAUACUGUAUGUUCUGAGGAGGGUGCAAUAAAAAAAGAAAACUCUUGA
Messenger RNA from Acanthochromis polyacanthus (spiny chromis), 5305 nucleotides. RefSeq names its product heme-binding protein soul5, like (gene soul5l). Gene Ontology annotation, cellular component: cytoplasm. The transcript is spliced from 7 exons. The record is from RefSeq and is a predicted model, not a curated record. The coding region runs from base 144 to 1202 and encodes 352 amino acids. NCBI's taxonomy places the organism in Eukaryota, Metazoa, Chordata, Actinopteri, Pomacentridae.